AUGCGGAAAGACAUCUACAUCUCUACAUAUCUAUAUCUCGCAAGUCCUCAACAAGUCUGUUGUCGUCGCAAUCCACCAGCCGGACGGGGCGCCUGCAACACACAGACGAUUUGACCCCGAGAAGAAUAAUUCUCGAUCUCUCCCUUGCACAAUUUGCUCCACUUGCACUCUCACCGCUCCUAGCGGAUAAACAAAUGAUCAAUCUCGAGCACUCGAGCCCACCGGGCACGCCUGGUGCCGCACCCCUACAGCCCAUGUCGUCCGACCGCGUCAACCAGCAACGAGAUUCUCCGAUGGUCUCCCCCAUUCGAACCGAACACCUCCGUGACAGCGAUGUCCACGAUAAGAUCCGGCAGUUCAAUAACCUGGCGCACACCAACCCCGCUCACGGAGCAUCCAUGUCGAGACAGCUCGAACGAAAGACGGCAGACGCUGCCCUGAAGCGCGCCAUGCUCGGCCGCGAGGAGGCAGAAGGCGAGAUGCGUCGCUAUAGGGAUGAGGCACGGGCCCUGCGCAAGCAAGUCGAAGAAAGUCGUGGCCGAGAACGCAAAGUUGGUGAGCGAUUGGAAGAUGUCAUGGAGAAAUACGGACAGGCGAAGGAAACCUUGUCACAUAGCAAGACCAUCUGGGAAAAAGAGAUCCGACAAGCACGCAAGGAAGUUUUCAGGACACAGUCGUCUAUCGUCAAAUUGCAGGAGGAACUCAAGGCGGCGCGGAACGCCUACAAAUCGGUCGAGGAGUGUCUAGCCCGCGAGAGGGAUCUCAGCAAAGCCAGGGAACAGGAGGCCUUCGCGUCGCGCCACCAGCUCGCUGAGGUCCACGACCAACUUGAGAAGUCGCUCGAGCGCAUCGAAUUCGUCGAACAGGAACGCGACGCCUACAAGGCCGCCGCGCAGAGCGAGGAGAUCGCCAGGGUCGCCGCCGAGGGCCGGCUGCCGCUGCCGCCCGAGGAGCCCAACAGCGAGUUCGCAUCGCCGAAAAAGGGGGCCCGCGUUUCACUAUCCACCGCCGACAUCUCGUCUUCUGCCGCGAGCGAGGCCGAGAUCGAGGAGCUGACGCGUCUGUGGCAGUGGGAGAAGCAGCGGGCCGAUCGCGCUCAGGACCACCUCGAGUUCGUCCAAGCUGAGUGCCAGCUGCGAUGCUGUCCCCGCGCCCGCGCCCGUCCACGACGGAGCCUCCAGACCCCCGGACGCCAUGAACGCCAGAAGUCGGUCCCGAUCGUAGAUGCAGCGGAUCUCGUCAUCCUAGGCCAGGAGCCCAGAUCGUCCGUGAAGCCCGCCUCCGAAGAAACCAAGCCUCAACCCGAACCGCAGCCCCAGUUUCGACCCGAACCCCCGAGAGAAGAGCGAGAGCCUUCACAGCCCAAGAGGAUGGAGUCACCGACCGAACACAUCCCCCAGAGAGAGAGGUCUAAGGAACCCAAGGAGCCCAGGCGGGGGACCAUCUUCCUGCCAGCCGAGGGCAUCUUCCGGACGAUCUCACAGGAGGACCUCCAGGAGGCAGCAGCGGGAGGCAAAUCAGAGGAGGUGGCCGUGCCGUCAGAGCUACCGACACCCGUGGACCCCCCGUCGCCGGGGGAGGACGUACAGCCGCGGCGCGCGGUAAUGGCGCCGCCACCGCCAAUGCACUACUCGCGGACGCCGUCAGUGGACCCGCCGACGUUCGCGCUACUAGCACGGGAGCGCACGUCGCUGCUCUCGCUGCUCAACGCGCCGCACCAGGGCGACGCUCCCUUCGCGCUGCUGAACGACAUCCCGACGAUCCCAACGACGCCGUCGGACCCGCCCUCGUCGCGCGACGGGCCGCCCGCUGAGCCGGAGGCGGACGACGAGGAGAACCACCGCACCACCGUGCUGCACCACCACAACCACAACCACAACCACAACCUCCACCGCCAGCACGACGUGCCGCGCCCCGACACCGCGGCCACCGCGCCGAGCGCCGACGCAGAGACCCGGCGGCGGCGCCAGCAGCACCCGCACGCGCCGCCGUCGCGGGCGCAGACCUCGGCGGCGUUCUACGCGGUAACGACGACGACGACCACAGUGCCGGUGCGGGACAGCGGCGCGAGCAAUACGAGCAACACAAGCGGCGGCGGCUCGCGCACGCCGUCCUUCGACGUCAACAACCCGGCGAUGACGCCGACGAUGACGCGCGAGCAGGCGCUCGCCCAGAUCAAGGAGCGCCGGGGCCGCGCCCGCAGCGCCGCCCAGCAGCACCCGGGCGGCCACGGCUCGUCGGGGUCCGGGUCGACGGCCACGACGCCUAAGAGGCACGGCAGCGGCACCGGCGAGCGCAGGGACGUGAGCGCGCCGGCGGGACGCGCGGCGAAGGCCCGGCCGUCGUGAGAGCGCGCUCUGCUUGCUGGCGAGAGGCUGCUAACGCGGCCGGCGGCCAGAAUCCGCCGGCUAGGAGGGAGCGGGCGCGCGGAGC
Molecule: messenger RNA, 2433 nt
Organism: Durotheca rogersii
Lineage: Eukaryota; Fungi; Ascomycota; Sordariomycetes; Xylariales; Xylariaceae
Exons: 2
Coding region: 195-2348 (717 amino acids)
Source: RefSeq, a predicted model, not a curated record